ACAACCGCGGGCGAGGCGCCCGAGGGAGAUAUUGCACACACAAACGGGCAGGAUGAGGGGAAUGCUUCAGGUCUUCCCGCUGCGGCCAAAGUUGCUGCCGGCGCUGGCGCCCUAUCGACUCUAAAUGUGUCUGGGUCUACCGGAGAGCGAGGAGCUGGCUUUGCUAUGUAGGGGGCGCUUUUGAGUAAUUCGGUCGAGCGCGCCACAGUUCCAGGUAUUCUUAUGCAUCGCAACCGAAAGCAUGCUAUACAUCAGACCAUUAGAAGCGCUAAGGCUCGGUGUGUGACAGAUUUCCAACGGGCAGCCCCUGCUGUUAGGUAGGCAUGACAGUGUUCUUUGACAAGUUGGUGGUGCGCCACGAUGUAGAUUGAGGAUCACGAGGUCGCAUUUUAUCCCAGGAGCAGGCCCAUACGCUUUUAGAAUGCAUACGGCCUUGGCGCCGGAGGUGUCGCGAUCUUGGCCGCGGCAGCUCGGAAGACGAACAAGACGAAGGCCACGCCAAUACCGGGUCGGGAGAAGCCCUACAACUCUGCUCCAUCCAAAAAACCGGUUGCAGAGCUGAAGGCGAAGGAGAAAGUGUGGUACGACAACGGCGAGCGAGAUGCGGAUGAAGAAAAUGAAUUGGGUGGUGGGGUGCCUGAUCAUCGUGAUCCUGUGUCAAAUAGUGGCCUGCAGUCCACUUUUCCCGACGACGCGCACCCACACGACCAAGGCGGGCCACUAGCAGGCACCAGUGGUGGUGGCGCUGGGCAACUGCAGCAACACUGGCCCAAAGCGGGGGCAGCCGCAGGAGGAAAGCAAAGUGGCGGUCUCGUGAAAGAUUCCAUGAGUGUGCGUGUCACUGUCGAUGCGGACGAAGAAGCGCGGGCCCGCCCGGCGAGGAGACGGAAAAGGGCUGCGUCUUCUGCUUCUUCAGCCUCGGCUUCCGCCCUUCAGCUCAAGGAGAUCAGCGCUACGCCGCCGACCGCUUUCGGAGAGGACUGGCUGGCAGUCGGGCCGCCGGAUGCGAGAAAUACGGGCGAGAAGCAAGCACCUGGCGGCCCUUUGGCGACGGGAGGAGAGCAAGAGCUUCCAGCUGUAGUGUCCGGCGAUGAGGAUAAAAAGGAAGACGCAAAUUCCCAAGCCGACCCUGUUGGCACUACCCUCGAACAAGAAAGUUUUCUACAGGUUGCAGACCACGCCCCGCAGUCGCAGCAAGGUCUUAUCAGCGAAGUGAGCGCGGCCUUGACGACGACGACGACGACGCAGGCAGAGUCGGGCCGCGAGUAUCACCACCAGUCUAGUAGUUCGAAUAAAGUAGCGUUGCGGGGCAGCAAGAAGAUCACCAGGGCUCCGCAGCACCGCCGGAGUGCCGAAAACAUCCCCAGCUCCGACUUCUGGCAGCGAACAUCUGACCAGAGCGCCGCCAGUGCACUUACUGCAGACAACCAUGACGCCUCCGCGGUAAACCCAUUUAGCACCGGCAGGCUGCAGGUGGGCGACGGCGACAUUGAGGUGGUCAUGCUCCUCGGCGCGUUUCUUCUGUUGAUCUUGGCAGCUUUUCUUCUAGCAAGGCCAAGGUGCGGCUUGACGGGUCCGCAAGUACAACCACAAUGGGGACGGCAAGAACAAGCUGAACCGCAGCAGGGCGCCGCUACGUCUUCAAAUUCGGCGCCAACGACCGAAGGAAUAACAACUCGCACAAGUAGGACCACUUUCGCAUGUGCUAGCAGUUCUUUCAAGGGGACGAGGACGAGCAGCAUGUCACAUCAAAAAAUAGCUCCAGCGGAAGAUGAAAAUGACGCGGACCUCCACUCGACGCCACACGUGGCCCUCUCCUGGCCGGUAGGAGACGAGCCAGAAGCUCCAGCAACCGGAGUCGGUGAUGUGUUGCCAGCUGCUCGACCGGAAGACGACAAGCGAGUUCUUUCAGUGAAUCUUUGAAGAGUAGGUGUUGAUGCUUUAUCUACAACUAGGAAACUAAGACCGCCUUCGAAUGCUUCAACUUCUACAUCAAUCAUCUUCAUCUUGUAAUAAAGAAAAUCGACCUUUUCAAGAAGUAGUUAUGUCAAUUUAGCUCAACAAUCGUUCUGUUCAAGUUUCUCCUGUACAAUGGUAUUGCUAUUGAUUCCCGCCCAGAUAUCACCUUCUAUUUUUCUGUACAAAUGAUCCCCCAAGAACAAGACAAGCGACAAAAGCAAGCAUGCAGUCUUGCUCUUUCCUCGAUCAACGUCAAUGUUGUGGUCGUGAUGUAAGAUGAACUAAAUCUAACAAGCGCCUGACGACAUAUCUGGGAUAUGAAAU
This is a messenger RNA of Amoebophrya sp. A120, 2283 nucleotides long. Lineage: Eukaryota; Dinophyceae; Syndiniales; Amoebophryaceae. The record is from the annotation of a GenBank genome assembly.